Molecule: messenger RNA, 3512 nt
Organism: Coffea arabica (coffee)
Lineage: Eukaryota; Viridiplantae; Streptophyta; Magnoliopsida; Gentianales; Rubiaceae
Source: RefSeq, a predicted model, not a curated record
AUGCUAAACAUCCAUUUGCUUGUUUGGGAACUUAAUCAUUGUUGAGUUAUCCUUUUUUUACUGUUUCUCUCCAUGUGUAUGUUCAUACGUGUCUCUAUGUGUCGUUUGUGUUAUAUUUGUCUUUGGCAGAGGUCAUAACUCUGCUGUUACAAUAAAAUUGGGAUGACUGUUGUUGAAGUUAAACUUAUUAGUUUUAUGAUCGUCAAUUCAAGACGUAGAAAGGACUAUCAAGGGAAUAAAAAAGUUUUAAUCUCAAAGUCUAGCUUAACAUGCCAUGGCUGUGCUGCUGUGAUAAAGUCAGGCUAUUAUUGUUGAUGAUAGCACAGAAAGUGUUAAUUUUGAAGUUAAAGCUUACUAUUUGUAUCAUUCUCAAUCCAAGAUCUAGAAAGGAUUAUCUAGGGAAUACAAAAGUAUUAACCUCAAAAUCAAGCUUAAUAUGUUAUGAUUAUUCAUCCAAGGUUAAGAAAGCAUCAUGUAGGGAGUUCUAAUUGAUUUUCUCCAGUUCACGUUUCUCACAUUGAGCGGAGUACUCAUUAUUUGGUGUCUCAAUGGGAUUCUAUAGCUUCUCAAUUUCUUGUUUAUUAUGUUCAGAAUUGUGUUCUUUUAAUAUGUGGGCAAUUAAGCUCUCUCAUUACUUCUUGGUCUUGUUUUACACUUGGAAUCAUUCAAGAAGCUAGUGAUCAUAAUCAAUCAUCAGCUAAACUGGCUUUAAAAUGGUACUUUUCCUAUCAAGUGCUAGAAGAAAAUCAAUGAGAAUUGUAAUGGAUCAAUGCUGUGAUUUAAAAUUUACUAGAUUUUUCCAAAUUGCUGAAAUUUUUAAGAUAAGUUGCUGAGAUUAAAUAACACUAACAUUCUGGAUAUGUGGCCGCGGAGUAAAGUUCUCCUUUGAUGUUUUAAGUUAUUACUAUUAGUCUCCGUUACCGUGUUUAGUUUGUGUCAUACUGGAAAUUAGAUAUAUUGUUAUGAAGGCCUAAGGAAUAAUUUCCUAAUUUCUGUCCUGCUUGGAAGCUCAGUCUACUCUUCUGUUUUGCAAAUACAUUCAAUUUCAAUAUCAUCAGGUCAUGCAUAUAUUUUCAACUUAUUUUUAUGUCUACUCAUCCGUUGAAGUGCAUGAAUUUGGUACAAGCAUAGUACGUUAACUACAUAUACUUUUUGGCCUAGUUUGCGAAUUCAGGAAAGAAAAGAAAUGAACAGAAAUCACUAUUAGGAGAGAAAAAAUGGGUUACAUCUCAAUUACAUUGAUGAUUGUUUCAUGGGCAAAAUUAGCAUUUUAAUGAAGAAUCUCUCUCCAUAUAUAGGUUAUUUGGAGUUAGUGAAAUCUCCCUAUUUUACUUCUCCUCUCUUUGUCUUAUUCUCCCAAACGAGAGAACACUUGAACUUUCUGUAUAAAACAUUUUUUUCCCACCAAAAUGAAGUGUAGAGUUCCUUAGAUGUGGAUGCUAUCUGACUGUUACUCUAUUGUGCCUGCUCUACCUGCUUAGCCAAUCCUAAAGUGCUGUUCUGAAAUAAUGAUAACUGGAGGUGAAAAAGAAUCUUCUUAAAAAUAAAUAAAUAAAUAAAAUUUAUGGCUAAUGGCUGAAACAGAUAGCAUUCGACCUCUAUACUGAUAUAAGUGGUGGUUACUCAUAACACAAUGAUUAAAGAUGCUUUCUUGAUCUUGUUACCGUAAGUGUCAUGUAUAUAAAUUAUUUUGAGGGUACUUGCUCCAAUGGUCCCUAGCAUCUAUAGCCUUCUCUAGUUUGGUUCCUUAAACUUUGCUUUUGAUAAAUAAGCCCUGGACAUUCUUACUGGUUCCUAUCUAGUCAAUAAACAACAGAAUCUGUAUAUAAAGAUGGAAAGAUCCACAUGCAUUGUCUGUGGGCUGAAAAAGGGUAACAGUCAGGGUAUCGUCUUAGAUAUCUGGAUUCAAAUAGGGCUCUAGCAUAAUAUCUUGUGUAGCCAUGACCAUCUGCUAAAUGUGUAAGCUAGAGCAGGUGGUUUUAAAACACCUUAACUUAGAUAUGCUUGAACAAACUCCUAUAUGGUGUGCAAAAAGAUUUUUACAUCCUUAUCUUUCAUCUACAGUUGAUGUGCAAACGCAAAUUAGAUCUCUCAUGUGCUGUUCUUUAAAUUUCUAGAAAAUUUGGGGCAACUUGAAAAUCUUAUAGUUUUCUAGGAGUUCAAAUGAAAUUGUGAGGGACCAAAGUAAAAUGUAAUACCACUGCAUUAAUCAGAGACUGUAAUGAGUAGUGUACAAAUACGUGUUAUCACAUUUUAUAUUCUUAACUUAUGCUUUGAUUUGACAUCAUGAACGUCACAGCAGUGUCAUUAUCACGGUUGUUAAGGCAUUUAUAGGAAGUCAAUCUUUAAAAGCUGUAAUAGGUAUUUCCAAUAAAUGUCAUGGAUGCAAUUAAUCGGUGCAAUUAUUGAGACUUUUUUGUAUCAAGUAAUAUGCUGUGAAUUAUAAAUACCCCCUGUGACCGUACACACAUGCACCGUGAACUCCAAUUUACUGUGUGACAGCACCACCCCUGCCAUACUCUCUCUUUAAACCCUCAAUUUCGUCCUCGAAUACUCCGUCAAUCCCCCUUUCCCCAGUUUGUUUUCUCAACAACAUAUACCCUUCAAUUACCUUCCUGUUUAAUACCAAUUAGAUCAAUCACCCAUCAAUGGCUGCAAUUGGGGCAUCUAGUGUUAGUGAUGGGCCUGUCCUGAGCGUCAUCAACAAGCGCCUUCGUGCCCUCCGCAAGAAAUACAACCGCAUUCUUCAAAUGGAAGAGGUCCUUUCACAGGGCAAGACCCUCAAUAAAGAGCAGGAAGAAACCCUUCAUUCCAAAGCCUCUGUGAUGGGCUGCAUCAAUGAGCUUGAAAAGCUCAAAUUACCAGUCUGUGCUGCCGUUCAAAAGGAAUUAAAGGAAUCGGAGGUUGAAAAAAAAUUUUCCAUGGUUGAGGAAAUUAUAAGGCUGUUGUACUUUGCGACGGUGUUUAGCUUUCCGCGUAGACCUGAUUUUUGGGCAACUAGGAGUGAGAGGGAGCGAUGUUUGGCAUAUACUAAUGUCAAUGACAGUAAUGCGCGGGAGGUUGUUAGUGAGAUGGAUCUAACCCUCAUAUCUAUGCUUGGGAGCCUGCUAAUAUCAAGGCCUGUGAAUUGGACUUUGUCCCAUCAGAAUGCACUGCAACUGUGCGUUAAGCAUGCCAGGCUCUGGCUUGCUAAGUCUGAUCAGCCCAUUGGAUCUAACCCUUAUUUGACAUGUAUGAUGAAUUUUUCUCAUUUUUCUGUGGAAUGAACAUGUAAUAUGUGUGUGUCUAGCUUAUCUGUUUUCAAUGCUGUUAUCCUGCUUAUUGCUUUAAUGAGUUUUGGUUUUGUGUUUUGUGCAUUUCAUUUAUUGUUAUAUUGCUUGGUGAUUCUAGGCUAUUGAAUGAAGUUACAAUUCUUCCCCUUUUUGCUCCAAUUUUUUGUUUAAUUUUAGUUAUAUACUUUUAUAAUUACUGGUUCGCAUUUCACUUCUGUUUGUUGUAAUGGCUUUUUUGGA